Molecule: messenger RNA, 378 nt
Organism: Phoenix dactylifera (date palm)
Lineage: Eukaryota; Viridiplantae; Streptophyta; Magnoliopsida; Arecales; Arecaceae
Product: protein RALF-like 22
Biological process (GO): calcium-mediated signaling
Cellular component (GO): plasmodesma
Source: RefSeq, a predicted model, not a curated record
AUGGCUCCGCGCCUCGCAUUCCUCCUCCUGCUGCUGGUGGCCGCCUGCGUCAGCAAGUCGUCGGCUCUCAACGCCGUGGGCUCCGAGGUCCCGGUGGGCCUCGCGGACUUCAUUGCCGCCCGGGGGGAUGGCACGUGCGACGGUCUCCUCGGCCAGUGCAGCGACGAGGACGAGGAGAUGGAGACGGAGACCGGGAUCAGCCGGCGUGGCCUGGCGAGAGCCGGCGUCAGGUUUAUCAGCUACGGCGCGCUCUCCAAGAACCGAGUCCCAUGCAGCCGCCGAGGCCGGUCCUACUACAACUGCUCCAGGGGGAACCGCGCCAACCCAUACCGCCGUGGCUGCAGCGUCAUCACCCAGUGCCAGAGGAUCUUCAACUGA